Fusarium vanettenii 77-13-4 is the source of this 1605-nucleotide messenger RNA. RefSeq lists its product as uncharacterized. The transcript has 5 exons. The coding region runs from base 1 to 1605 and encodes 534 amino acids. The record is from RefSeq and is a predicted model, not a curated record. NCBI's taxonomy places the organism in Eukaryota, Fungi, Ascomycota, Sordariomycetes, Hypocreales, Nectriaceae.
AUGGAGCCCGUUUCUUUGGCUUUCGGCGUCGUAUCCCUAGGUAUGCAGCUUGUCCAAACAGCUGCUGCCAUCAGGGAACGGAUCGAUGCCUACAAGUCAGCGGCCAAAGAGCUGUCGACCCUAUCUGACAAACUAGACGACAUUGAAGCUAUAUGCUACUCUCUUGAAGCCGCUUUCAGUUGCUGCGAGCAGGCACCCAAACCCUGGGACGCCAUGCUACUGAAGAAACUGCAUCGGAUCAUGAGUGACUGCCGCGACAAGGUUUCACGGCUUUACGAUAUCAUCAACAAGAUUACGUCGUCUCAAUCAAAUAGGCAUAUACCACUAAACACCACGGGAGCACGUUUCCUUCAGUACAGGAGUACAAUACGGAAGUGCAACGACGAACUGGACCAGUCUCUCACUUCCCUCCACUUGCACAUGACGACAAAUAUCCUGGUUAUGAAUCUGCGGCCACUACCACCAGCCUGUGACUCACUCAGUCUGGAUGUUGCCACGACCACACAAGUUGAAACCAACAUGAAGAGCAGCGUCAACUCGGCGGUUAUGAAGUACCGAAAGGGUCGAGCAAAGCAAGAGGUACAAACUCAGACGUGGGACUCGUCAUAUUCCUCAUUAUAUCGUCUCGAAAGGACAAAAAUACGAAAAGUGAAGCAAUCCAAGUCUUCACCCGUUACGGUUCAAGAAGAGACCUCAUUCCUCAUCGGCUCGCCACUUCUGGGACUAUACGCAAAGCUCUCACUCCAACGGGUUGCCAUUGUGAACCAGUCAAACCGUAUCUACGACUUCUUAAUCGACCAGUAUCCCAGUUUACUCCAUGAACGACGAGCAUGCCGCAAGUCAGUCAUUACCAUGCAGGAGGUUGACAGGGAUAUAAUGGACGGGCUAGCAGAUCUUACGCGACGCGCAAUUUCUGAUGGGUUAGAUAUCCACUGCGGUAUCCCAUAUCCUGCUCUACCAGACUGUCAAACGCCGUCUGCUCUCCAAAGCUUGGUUAGCUUCGGUGAGCAAGAAGAUGAAACUCUCUUCCAUUGCCAUCAGUGGGUCGAGAUGCUGCACCAAGCUGGCGUCGAUGUUGAUGUUUACCUCGAGAGAGAGAUGCAGGCAAUAAGUGCGGUCUGGGACUCCCAUUUUCGGGACGACGCCUACCUCAGAGAGUUAAAAAUGGUGGAGUAUAUGGGCAGAAAGCUUCCCACUUGGGUCACGUCACACGCUGAUACAGCUGCCCCUGAGUUGUUCUCAGAAUUCCCCCGUCUCGUCUCAUGGGAUUCCUUUGGGUACAUCAUUCCAGGCAAGAAGACUCCGGGAGAUAUUUACCGCAUGGCAGAUGCCCCCAAGCCACAUCAGGGUUGGAAACAAGUCUUGCUGAUAGAUGGCGGAGUUAUUCAUCCGCCUCUCGAGCGGUGGUCGCUUAACUGGCACCACCCCCCAAAACCUUUGGAUGAAGAAGGCAGGAUAUUGGUUGAAGGACUUGCAUAUGCGUGCGACUUGAUGGAGAGCCGGUUCGAGCGAAAGAGGCUAAAGAAGUUGCGCAAGGCUGGAUACAUGAGGGAGUUUGCUCCGUUGAGAUUUAAAGAAAGGAUCCCUGGGACGUGGGUAGAAUAG